AUUCAAACUGCUGUAUAAAUCAUGCGCUUGGAUGGCAGCAACUUCGGUCCUGCUUAGAUUAUCGCUCUACGUAUGCGGAAGUUCUGCUCAAUCACAGGGUAUCUUGCCGGGCUUGGCACCGUGGUAUUGCCCACCUCUGGGUGUCGAAGAAAGCGCUUGUGUCCGGCACCACCGUUUCGGUCAGGCACCUUUGUAUGUGGAAAGCUCAUUGGUGCCCUUGUCGGUGAAGGUGGUCCUGGCAGUUGCACAAGAAGUUGGAGAGGAGUUCGCCAACGUGCUGCAAGCCUUUUUGGCAAAGAUAGAAGCUGUCAGGCUCAUUACGUGCACGGGACGAUUCCAAGCGUGCUACAAGGGUGCUUCAGCAAGUGAGGCUCUCGGAGAGCUUUGUGGAUACGUCGAUGGACUUGAAGGAUCCCUUUCGAGCAUCAGUACCCAGGAAGAAAAUCUUUGCAAGGUUCUAUUUUCGGAAGGUGAUGGUCGAGCUGUGCUGCGGGCGAUAUCUAUGCCUUUGCAAAAGUUGGUGGAGCUGGCAUUUCCAGCUGCUGCUCCUGCAGAAGUUGGCAACUUCGGAUCUCGCUUCGACUUUGAGCACUUCUUUGCCAAAAGGGCAGAGGUGUUCUCACGCCACAAAAGCGGAAUCCGAGACCAGAUUCUGUACCCACCCAUUUUCAGCCCGGAUGGGAUUUGCUCACUGGGAGAAGAUCGCACAACCCAGAGCAUUGGACCAAAUGUAUCCAUGGUGCUGCAGCUUCUUCAAGCGGCCAGUGUACCGAUGUCACAUUUCGUGGUAAAUUUCGGUGCAGCUGAUGGAGAGUGUGGUGCUGAAGAGGAUUGGAAUGCAGAUCCUGCCAAUUGCCUCACGACUGCAGGAUAUUCAGCAAUAGUCGUUGAAGGAGACCGGAAGUUCUAUGCUGAGCUUCGCCGAAGAUUCGGACAGCGAGCAAAUGUGUCCUUGGUUCUCCAGUUUCUGCCCUUGCACAAUGUAACACACCUGCUGAAAGACCUCUUGGCGACGAUGGAGACAUCUUCUGCAUUUCCUGAUCUCUUUAAGGUGGAUGUUGAUCACGCGGACUGCCUCUUCAUGGAAGAGGCCUUGCGAGUCAUCCAGCCAAAGGUCAUUCAUGUGGAGUACAUGCCACAGGCACCUCCUCCGCUGGAAUACGUUCAACAUUACCAGCCAUCUCUACUGCAGGUGGACCUGCAGGGCAGAGCUGAACCUUUGCUUUUGCAAGAGCGACUGUGGAAGCCUUCAGCACAGUUUAUUUGGUCAGAAGAGCAAUUGCAGAAGAAAACGCCAGUGGAUGAAGGGACAGCGCUGGCUGCAAAACAAAGCGGCCGAGAGAUGACUGGAUGUUCCCUUGCUGCCUUCUUGGCCCGCGCGCCAGGCUAUUCACUUCUAGCAGCUGGCGACGAAGAAGCUGUGCUGCUUCGCAAAGACCUCGUCAAACAUGUAGGUGAGCCUCCUUCUGCUUUGGAUGCUUGGAUUCGCGGAUCAUUUUGCAAUCCGUGGCGGUUAACGAAUGGGCCAGACUAUGCCGUUUGGGGCUUUGAUUUCAGAGUGCUGGCAGAUCAGUCGCACCCCUUGAGCCAAAGACGCCAAGAACUUGACCAGAUGCUCAAGGCCCACGGAGCCCGGGCUUUUUCAUUAAAUGCUGCAGAUGCUUGAGGGAAGUUUUCUCCCAAGAGCGCUUCAGAUUAAAAAGGGCAGAAGCGCGCCUUGAACCAGUGCUAUGGGUAGCAUCAGUGAGUGCAACUCGGC
Molecule: messenger RNA, 1759 nt
Organism: Cladocopium goreaui
Lineage: Eukaryota; Dinophyceae; Suessiales; Symbiodiniaceae
Source: the annotation of a GenBank genome assembly